AUGGCGACCCGUCAACGUACCUCGACCACCACGGUGGUCGAGAAGCCCCAGAAGAGCAACGAGCCCGUCUUCCCUGACAUCCAGACCAUCAGGGACGCCAUCCCGGCUCACUGCUUCGAGCCCUCGCUCGUGACGUCCUUCUACUAUGUCUUCCGCGACCUCACCAUGGUCGCCGGCCUCGUCUGGGCCGCCCUCACCUACAUCCCCGCCAUCCAGGACCCCAUCUUCCGCGCCACCGCCUGGAUGGCCUACGGCUUCGUCCAGGGCCUCGUCUGCACCGGCGUCUGGAUCCUCGGCCACGAGUGCGGCCACGGCGCCUUCUCCAAGAACACAAAGAUCAACGACUGCGUCGGCUGGGUCCUCCACUCGUUCCUCAUGGUCCCCUACUUCUCCUGGAAGUUCUCCCACCACCGCCACCACCGCUUCACCGGCCACAUGCAAAAGGACAUGGCCUUCGUCCCCGCCACCCAGCCCAAGCCCUCCCGCAAGCCCCUGUUCGGCAGCAUCGACCUCCACGAGCUCUUCGAGGACACCCCCGUCACCCAGCUCAUCAACCUCAUCACCCACCAGCUCUUCGGCUGGCAGGCCUACCUCUUCUUCAAUGCCACCGCCGGCAAGGGUAGCCUGCAGCGCGAGGUCAACGGCCUGGGUCGCUGGCUGGGCGUCAGCCACUUCGGCCCCACCAGUGCCGUCUUCCGCCCCAAUGAGGCCAUCUUCAUCGCCAUCUCGGACAUUGGUCUGGCCAUCACCUUCUCCGCUCUGUACAAGGCUGCCCAGGUCCUUGACGUCUCCACCGUCAUGCUCCUCUACGCCGUUCCGUACUUCUGGGUCCACCACUGGCUCGCUUCACGUGCUUUACGUCUCGUCACAUUUGCUAACCAAGCCUCCGCCCCCUCAGUUGCCAUCACCUACCUGCAUCACAACCACCCCGAGGUCCCUCACUACAACGAGGAGGGCUGGACCUUCGUCAAGGGUGCCCUUGCCACCGUCGACCGUGAGUUCGGCUUCAUUGGCAAGCAUCUGUUCCACGGCAUCAUUGAGAAGCACGUCGUCCACCACCUCUUCCCCCGCAUUCCUUUCUACAAGGCCGAUGAGGCGACUGAGUCCAUCAAGCCUCUUCUCGGCGACCUCUACCACCGUGAUGACCGUAGCUUCAUGGGCCAGCUCUGGUCCGUCUUUGGCUCCCUCAAGUACGUCGAGCAGGACCCCAACUGCAAGGGUGCUAUGAGAUGGGCCAAAUAG
Molecule: messenger RNA, 1242 nt
Organism: Colletotrichum higginsianum IMI 349063
Lineage: Eukaryota; Fungi; Ascomycota; Sordariomycetes; Glomerellales; Glomerellaceae
Product: fatty acid desaturase
Exons: 4
Coding region: 1-1242 (413 amino acids)
Biological process (GO): lipid metabolic process
Molecular function (GO): oxidoreductase activity
Source: RefSeq, a predicted model, not a curated record